This is a messenger RNA of Sphenostylis stenocarpa, 216 nucleotides long. Lineage: Eukaryota; Viridiplantae; Streptophyta; Magnoliopsida; Fabales; Fabaceae. The record is from the annotation of a GenBank genome assembly.
AUGAGCACCAACUACGGGGCUAAAUCAGCAUUCAUCACAGAGAGAGAGACUGAGAAGGAUGGGGAUAUAUGUAAAUCACUAAUUUUGUCACCGGUAAAAGGGGUGUUAGGGUGGGGCCCACGAAAACUUAGAUCCAAAAGCCCAAAUAAACCAAUAAACUGGGCUUCCUCAACCACGCGGGCUAUCAGGUGGGCUCCAACAGAACUUAAUCAGUGA